AUGGCUUCCGAACUGGAACUUUCCAGUGGGUUUAUUCCUGCACUAUAUAAGCCCACAACCUUAUUGCCAAUUGCCCGACACAAGCAAAGCCUAUUAUAUCUGGUAGAGACUUACCAGGUCACGAUUGUCGUUGGUCAGACUGGUAGUGGAAAAACAACACAACUCCCACAAUACCUUGACCAAGGCGGCUGGUGUGAAAAUGGCAAGGCUAUUGCUAUUACGCAACCUCGGCGGGUGGCUGCCACUACUGUUGCGACGCGAGUGGCAGAAGAGAUGCGCUGCAAAAUUGGCGAAGAUGUGGGAUACUCCAUUCGGUUCGAAGAUGUUACCUCGGCCGCGACGAGGAUCAAAUUCUUGACAGACGGAAUGCUUCUACGAGAGGCGCUGGUUGAUCCGUUGCUCUCCCGGUAUUCUGUGAUCAUGGUUGACGAGGCCCAUGAACGAUCCCUAAGCACCGAUGUUCUGCUCGGAAUUCUCAAGAAAAUCAUGAAGAAAAGACGAGAGCUGCGCAUAAUUAUCAGCAGCGCGACCUUACAAGCAGAGGAUUUCCUCCAAUUUUUUGCCGCAGAUGAGUAUAAGCCCGAUGCUGAGCCAGCCGAACGAGGUGGUCAGGUGGGAAGAAUCAUCAGCCUGGAAGGACGGAUGUACCCGGUCGAUACACUUUUUCUGGAAAAUCCUGCUGAAGACUAUGUCGAACGAGCAGCGAAAACAGUCUUUGAUAUUCACACUCAAGAAGCCGAAGGCGACAUACUUCUUUUCUUGACUGGCCGUGAAGAGAUCGACCGUGCUAUCCAAUUGAUCACUGAACGUGCCGCAUACCUCAAUCCAAAGGCACAGUCGCUAUUGACUCUCCCACUCUAUGCUGGUCUUACUACGGAUCAGCAGAUGUAUGUCUUUGAGCCUGCGCCGGAGAAUACUCGAAAAGUCAUUGUGUCAACCAACAUUGCGGAAGCAUCAGUCACAAUUGACGGUAUCGUUUAUGUGAUUGACUGUGGUUAUGCCAAGUUGCGAGCCUACAAUCCCAAUACUGGCAUUGAAACAUUGACGGCGGUGCCUAUAUCCAAGGCCUCAGCCACCCAACGCGCUGGCCGUGCCGGUCGAACUAAGCCCGGAAAGUGCUUUCGGUUGUACACGCAACAAACGUACGAGCAGCUUCCCGAGGCCACAAUCCCGGAAAUUCAGCGUUCGAACCUUGCUCCAAUUGUUAUGCAGCUCAAAGCGCUAGGUAUUGACAACAUUGUCCGCUUUGACUUUCUGACGUCGCCCCCGGCUGAGCUUGUGAUCCGUGCCUUCGAACUUUUAUAUUCCCUUGGGGCGGUCGACGACUACGCCAAACUCACCAAGCCAUUGGGAACACGAAUGGCCGAGCUUGCCGUUGACCCAAUGAUGGCGAAAGUGCUUCUAGCUGCACCCACUUUCCAGUGUUUGAGUGAGGUGCUCUCCAUUGCGGCCAUGGUCAGUCUCCAGGGGACUGUGUGGGUGCAGCACGAUGGUGACAAAAAGGGUGCUGAGAGUCACCGCCGCAAAUUUGCCGUUGAAGAAGGCGAUCAUCUCACUUAUCUGAAUGUUUACCAAGGCUUCGUCACUAAGGGCAAGAAAGAUUCCAAAUGGUGCCGCGACAAUCUGCUGAAUUACCGGGCCCUUCUGCGCGCCGUCAGUAUUCGGGGUCAGCUCAAACGAUACUUGGAGCGCUUCGGUAUUCAAGUUGAUGAGAGCCUUUCAUCGCGACCCGGCGGUGCUGGCAGAACAACGACAUCGGAGCAGAUUCAACGAUGUCUGACUACAGGUUACUUUGCACAUGCAGCGAAGAUGCAACCCGACGGCACCUUCAAGACGGUCAGCGGUGGACUGACGCUUCAUGCUCAUCCGAGCUCAUUAAUGUUUAAUCGCAAAGCGGAUUGGGUCAUCUUUCACGAAAUCAUGCAGACCGGAGACAAGACGUACAUUCGCGACAUUUCCAAGAUCGAAAAGAGCUAUCUCCUCGAAUAUGCCCCGGAAUACUAUCGAGUAUCCUGA
This is a messenger RNA of Penicillium diatomitis, 2016 nucleotides long. Its product is annotated as putative ATP dependent RNA helicase. The record is from RefSeq and is a predicted model, not a curated record. The transcript has 3 exons. Gene Ontology annotation, cellular component: intracellular anatomical structure; catalytic step 2 spliceosome. Lineage: Eukaryota; Fungi; Ascomycota; Eurotiomycetes; Eurotiales; Aspergillaceae. Gene Ontology annotation, molecular function: RNA binding; ATP binding. Bases 1 to 2016 code for a protein of 671 amino acids.